Plasmopara halstedii is the source of this 2229-nucleotide messenger RNA. Its product is annotated as agc protein kinase. Gene Ontology annotation, cellular component: cAMP-dependent protein kinase complex. The record is from RefSeq and is a predicted model, not a curated record. Gene Ontology annotation, biological process: peptidyl-serine phosphorylation; signal transduction. Lineage: Eukaryota; Oomycota; Peronosporomycetes; Peronosporales; Peronosporaceae. Gene Ontology annotation, molecular function: cAMP-dependent protein kinase activity; ATP binding. The transcript has 5 exons. The coding region runs from base 1 to 2229 and encodes 742 amino acids.
AUGAGAUGUGAGAUGAAAUGUGUACUUGUGCUCGAACACCUAUCUGACCGAUUGGGUUCGAUGGGUGGAGGUGUAUCCAAGAGAGAGUUUGAUCGCAUCACCAAGGAGCUGAUAAUAAAGGAUCAGGUCAUUCGCACAUUGCAGGAACGACUGGCUAAUGGUAGUCUCGAAUCGUUUUCUAAUGAUGCGGCUGAUGCUCAUGGGAUGUCAUCAAUGAUGCGAAAGAAGGACGAUAGACGUGUGUCGCUUGCUGAAUUAGUGCCAGGGCCUCUUUCACAAAGACUUGACAGCGUGAACACAUUUCAUUAUGAAGCAAAGGAAGCGUUGUACGAAGGUACUACUCAAUCAAAGUUGGACGCAAGGAGUCACAAUGGUUUACGUGAUGACGAAAAAGUUUCCUCAGGACAACAUGACUUGAUUUUUUCCGAUGGCAAAUCGCGUCGUGCCGAAGUGAGUGCAGAUGUGAUGCCAAGUCGUAAAAUUAUGGCUACAAAUGAGCGCGUGGUAUAUCCAAAAGGAGAAAAGUCUAGGCAACUUUUACUCACGAUUUUGCAGUCAAACGUUCUGUUUCAAGGUCAGUCUCAUGGAGCGCAAGGAGAUAACUUUUAUGCAGUCGAGACCGGACAACUUGAAAUUUUAGUAUCUACAGGCGAUGCCCCGCCGAUUCGGUAUGGUUUUUUAGGGCCAGGUCUUGGGUUUGGAGAACUAGCACUACUGUACAAUAUGCCGCGAGCUGCCACGAUUCGGGCUGUGACUGAAGCGGACCUUUGGGCUAUUGAACGUAACACUUUUCGUGAAAUUCUGGCUUCACACAAACUUAAUCGUCUCAACCGGACACUUCAGGUGUUACAGAAGAUAGAACUUUUAAACAAACUAACAAUGUCUGAAUUGCAGCAUGUUGCGGCCGCAAUGGACUGGGAAGAGUUUGAGGAGAAUGCUGUUAUUGUACGACAGGGAGAAGUGGGCGAGAAGUUCUACAUCAUCAAUAAAGGUGAGAUCGUUGUCAAGCAAGUGGACGUGAAUACCGGAGUGGAUAAUGUAAUAAGGAAGUUAAAAGCUGGUGACCACUUUGGGGAAAUGGCUCUUUUUCGAGAUGAAAUGAGAUCGGCAACCUGCAUUGCGACGACAAGAGUACAAUGUAUCACGCUUGAACGCGCUCAUUUUAUUGCAAUGCUAGGCACUCUUCAAGAGCUGAUGGAUCGAGAACCAGUCUGCUUGGAAAGCUGUGAUCAGGCUGAUAAAAGAACAAUUACUGAAGAGUUACAUGAAGCCGCUGAGUACAAGUACUACAAAUCAAUUUCACGAGAUGAGCUAGAGGUAUUGCAAACACUGGGACGAGGGGCAUUCGGACGGGUGCGACUUGUGCGUCACGCAGCUUCAAAUCGCGCCUAUGCACUUAAGUGCUUGAUAAAGUCACACAUCGUUAUGAACAAUUUGAAAGAGCAUGUCCUUAACGAAAAGCUGGUGAUGCUUUCACUAGAUCAUCCCUUCAUUUUAAAGUUGUACUCAACGUUCAAAGACCAGACACACAUUUAUUUCUUGAUAGAGUUGGCGCUUGGAGGAGAACUUUUCACAUAUUUACGACGAACAGACCACUUUAAAGAAUCUGUAGCGCGGUUCUACAUUGCCAGUGUCGUGCUUGUCUUUCAACACAUGCACUCAAAGAGCAUCAUCUAUCGUGAUUUGAAGCCUGAAAACAUUUUAUUAGAUAACCAAGGUUAUAUGAAACUUGCUGACUUUGGACUAGCUAAAGUUGUGACGGACCGCACUUGGACGUUGUGUGGUACACCGGAUUACCUCGCGCCCGAGAUUAUCUUGAACAAAGGUCACGAUAAGGCAGUUGACUACUGGGCUUUAGGUAUCCUCAUUUUCGAGCUCAUGACGGGUUCUGCCCCAUUUUGUGCACGAGACCCAAUGCAAACGUAUACUCUGAUUAUUCAAGGAAACGUCAAAUUUCCGACCUUUACCAGCCGAACUUGUGUGGACCUUGUACAAAAAUUACUAUGUCAAAACCCAGCACGACGACUUGGUAAUAUGAAGCAUGGAAUGGAUGAUAUCAUAAAUCACCGCUGGUUCUCAAAAUUUGACUGGGACGGAUUGGCGUCUAAAAGCAUGAAGCCACCUAUUAUACCACAGGUCCUCGACGAUUUUGACACGUCAAAUUUCGAGGACUUUCGCAACGAAGUUGAAGAUCCAGGCGGCGAGUGUGAUUGGGAUCCGGACUUUUAA